Molecule: messenger RNA, 1041 nt
Organism: Xiphias gladius (swordfish)
Lineage: Eukaryota; Metazoa; Chordata; Actinopteri; Istiophoriformes; Xiphiidae
Product: cytochrome P450 2F3-like
Exons: 9
Coding region: 1-1041 (346 amino acids)
Biological process (GO): xenobiotic metabolic process
Cellular component (GO): intracellular membrane-bounded organelle; cytoplasm
Molecular function (GO): iron ion binding; oxidoreductase activity, acting on paired donors, with incorporation or reduction of molecular oxygen, reduced flavin or flavoprotein as one donor, and incorporation of one atom of oxygen; heme binding
Source: RefSeq, a predicted model, not a curated record
AUGGUAUCAGGUGCCUACUGGUAUCAGCUGAGGAAGACUCAUGGAAAUGUGUACAGUCUGUUCCUCGGCCCCAGACCAAUUGUUGUCAUCAGUGGGACGAAGGCCAUGAAGGAGGCCUUAGUGAGCAAGGCCAUUGAUUUCGCUGGACGACCGCAGGACCUGUAUGUCAAUGAAAUCACUCAGAGAAAAGACAAAACCCUGAGUCCUCAAAUUAUGUUUCAUAAUCUGGCCUCCAACAUCAUAAUCCAGGUUCUUUUUGGUAAACGCUAUGAAUACGACGAUGAGUUCAUCAAAGUGGUUGUUCAAUGCUUCACAGAAAAUUCCAGGAUAGCCAAUGGACCAUGGGCUAUGCUGUAUGACUCUUUUCCCAUGAUUCGGAACUUGGUUCUGCCCUUCACCAAGACCUUUAAAAAUGUUAAGAUUUGUCAGAAUCUUACAAUUCUUUUGGUGAUCGAGCACAAAAAGACCAGAGUUCCUGGAGAGCCACGAGACUUUGUUGACUGCUAUCUGGAUGAACUGGAUAAGCGUUGUCAGCAGGAGAUAGACCGGGUACUGGAUGGAAAGCGUCAGGCCAGUUUUGAUGACCGACAUAACAUGCCUUACAUGCAGGCUGUGAUCCAUGAAGUGCAGAGGAUAGCCAACACUGUCCCACUCAGCGUCUUUCACUCAACGACUAAAGACACAGAGCUCAUGGGAUAUUCCAUUCCCAAGGGUACAAUGAUCAUCCCUAACAUGACCUCAGUGCUGAAUGAGGAGGGGCAAUGGAAAUUUCCUCAUGAAUUCAACCCUGAAAACUUCCUCAAUGACCAGGGAAAGUUUGUUAAACCUGCAGCCUUUAUGCCUUUCUCUGCAGGUCCUCGUUUGUGUCUUGGAGAGGGUCUGGCUCGUAUGGAUCUCUUCCUCAUCAUGGUGACUCUGCUGAGGAAGUUUAAGUUUAUCUGGCCCAAGGAUGCAGGAGAGCCAGACGUAACUCCAAUCUUUGGGGCCACUCUAAGUCCCAAACCUUACUGCAUGAAGGUCCAACUCAGGGCAAUGCAGUAA